Molecule: messenger RNA, 571 nt
Organism: Prionailurus viverrinus (fishing cat)
Lineage: Eukaryota; Metazoa; Chordata; Mammalia; Carnivora; Felidae
Gene: HRURF
Product: HR upstream open reading frame
Exons: 1
Coding region: 338-442 (34 amino acids)
Source: RefSeq, a predicted model, not a curated record
GGAGGAGGAAACCGGCGGAGCAGCUUCCCCACUCUCAGUUGCGCGUCUGGCGAUGGCGAUGAGAGGUCUUGCUGCGCUGUCCGCCGCGCUCUCCCUCCAUUAGCCGCGCUGCGCCUUGCUGCGCCCUCUCUGGUGCCUCUCUUCUGGGACCCGGGAUCGGGCCCCCCUUCCAGGCACGACCCCCUCCCCCGGCCCUUCGGCCUUUCCCCCGACUCGGCCGUUUCCGACCCGGGGCGCACGUUCCCCCCGGCCCGGCUCCCACUCUCCCUCCGGGGGCACCCGCUCCCUAGCCCCGGCCCGGCCCUCCCCGCGGCGCAGCACGGAGUCUCGGCGUCCCAUGGCGCAACCCACGGCCUCGGCCCAGAAGCUGGUGCGGCCAAUCCGCGCCGUGUGCCGCAUCCUGCAAAUCCCGGAAUCCGACCCCUCUAACCUGCGGCCCUAGAGCGCCCCCGCCGCCCCGGGGGAAAGAGAACGCGAGCGCGCUGAGCAGAGAGCGGGAGAACGCGUCCUCGCUCGCCGGCCGGGAGGCCCCGGAGCCGGCCCAUGGGGAGCGGGCGCCCGGCGCCGGCCA